This is a messenger RNA of Paramecium pentaurelia, 576 nucleotides long. The record is from the annotation of a GenBank genome assembly. Lineage: Eukaryota; Ciliophora; Oligohymenophorea; Peniculida; Parameciidae.
AUGUAAUCGUAACCUAAGACAGGAUCUAUUUAUCAUUGUUUAUCUCCAUAGAAUAUUAAACGUGCGGUGAAUAAGAUUCAAUGUCGAGAAUAAUAAAGCAAUCCUUGUGUUAGAUUGAAUAAUUAGGAUAAUCGACUCAAAUAAUUCCAAACUCUACUAAAUUCAUACAUGUAGAGUAAAUCACCGUCUAUUACAAAAACUAUAUAGAGUCGAAAGAGUUUGAAUGAACCUAGCAUUAAUAAUAUAGCUAGAAUUUCAGUAACUCCAUAGAAAAGUGAUAUUUCAAUUGCACGCAAAUAAAAUACUGAGCAUAAGGAAUUCUUAUUAUGCCAAUCCAUUUCAAGUUAAACUUCUGAUUUUGGUCCUUCAAAUCAAUUUAAAAUGUAGUUAUAGUAAAUACAACAAAAAGUACGCGAACGCUUCAAAAAAUAUGAAGAAGAAAAAAAGUAAUUUCAUGAAGAGAGAAAACUCUUUUUAGAAGAAAAGAAACAAUUAAUCUCAAGAAUACAAUAAUUAGAAUUAUAAGUUUAAGAAUUGACCAAAAAAAAAGAAGCAUUAGAUCAAUCAUUUGGUUGA